Glycine soja is the source of this 2275-nucleotide messenger RNA. RefSeq names its product pentatricopeptide repeat-containing protein PPR5 homolog, chloroplastic-like. The transcript has 3 exons. Gene Ontology annotation, molecular function: protein binding; mRNA binding. Bases 344 to 1924 code for a protein of 526 amino acids. Lineage: Eukaryota; Viridiplantae; Streptophyta; Magnoliopsida; Fabales; Fabaceae. The record is from RefSeq and is a predicted model, not a curated record.
UAUUUUUAUUUUAAAUAUGAACCUGUCAUGCACUUGCGCUUAGGUUUUGCGGGCACCAUAGUUGUUUCUUCACCCCAAGCUGCUGAACUGUUCCUCAAGACCCAUGACCUUGUCUUUGCUAGUAGGCCACCUCUUGAGGCUGAAAAACACAUCUCUUGGGGGCAGAGGGGAACUUAGGCUUUGCUGAAUAUGGUUCUUAUUGGAGCAACAUGCGGAAGAUCGAUCCAAAAUUAGUUUGCAUGUUUAUUGUAAGUGGCCAGACUCAGGGCUUUUUAGUAAUCGAUUUGGGCUGAGGCCGUAUGCGUAAAUUCAAUCUGUGCUAUCUCUCUCACUGUUGGUUCCCAUGUCUAGUCUAUCUUCUUGCUCUUCUUCUCCUUCAUUUGCAGCAAGUUACGGCACUAUUACCCAUCCACGCGCGGCCCCACUGAGUCGAAUUUCAUGCGGUGGUCCGAGACCCCCCAAGAGCAAGAAAAGCAACCUCAAUUCAGAAGCGCAAGAGCUUGUUCGCUUACUCACGAGCAAGAUAAGAAGCAACGACAAAGAGGUUCUGCUGAAGACCUUGAACAAGUAUGUGAAGCAGGUCCGAACCCAACAUUGCUUCUUGCUCUUCGAAGAACUCGGCAAGCACGACAGCUGGCUCCAAUGCCUUGAGGUUUUCAGAUGGAUGCAAAAACAACGAUGGUAUAUUGCUGAUAAUGGGAUUUACUCAAAACUGAUAUCCGUUAUGGGAAAGAAAGGGCAAACCAGAAUGGCUAUGUGGCUUUUCUCGGAGAUGCGUAAUACUGGUUGUCGUCCUGAUACUUCUGUCUACAAUGCGCUAAUUACAGCUCACCUUCGUUCACGGGACAAAAUAAAGGCUUUGGCUAAAGCCAUUGGCUACUUUCAAAAGAUGAAAGGAAUGGAGCGCUGUAAGCCCAACAUUGUUACUUACAACAUUCUUUUGAGAGCUUUUGCUCAAGCUCGGAACGUGGAGCAGGUCAAUUCUUUGUUUAAGGAUCUUGAUGAGAGCAUUGUUUCGCCCGAUAUUUACACUUUUAAUGGUGUGAUGGAUGCAUAUGGUAAAAAUGGGAUGAUCCGUGAAAUGGAAGCAGUGCUUGCUCGGAUGAAAAGCAACCAGUGUAAGCCUGACCUGAUUACCUUUAACUUGCUGAUUGAUUCCUAUGGGAAGAAGCAGGCGUUUGGUAAGAUGGAACAGGUGUUCAAGAGUUUGUUGCACUCCAAGGAGAGACCAUCACUGCCCACGUUUAAUUCAAUGAUUUUAAACUAUGGGAAGGCACGGCUUAAGGAUAAAGCAGAAGAUGUUUUCAAGAAGAUGACUGACAUGGGUUACACGCUGAGCUUUGUUACACACGAGAGUAUGAUCUAUAUGUAUGGCUUCUGUGAUUGUGUCUCCAGGGCUGCACAAUUGUUUGAUGAGCUGGUUGAGUCUAAAGUUCAUAUAAAAGUUUCAACCCUAAAUGCCAUGCUUGAUGUUUACUGCUUAAAUGGUUUACCGCAGGAAGCAGAUUCACUGUUUGAAAGAGCAAUUAGUAUAAAAAUACAUCCUGAUUCAUCAACAUUUAAACUUCUUUAUAAGGCUUACGCUAAAGCCAACCAGAAGGAGCUUCUUGAUAAAUUGCUGAAGCAUAUGGAUAAAGAUGGUAUUAUCCCAAAUAAGAGGUUCUUCUUGGAUGCUUUGGGUGCUGUUGCGUCUUUACCAGCAAAUUCAGAAUCUGCUAAUGCUGCAACUGAUUCAAACACAGCAAAUUCAGAAUCUGCUAAUGCUGCAACUGAUUCAAACGCAUCAAAUUCAGAAUCUGCUAAUGCUGCAACUGAUUCAAACGCAUCAAAUUCAGAAUCUGCUUAUGCCGCUACUGACUCAAACAACCCCCAAGAUUUUGCAAAGUUGGCAACUGGUGUGAAGAAUAUUUUGGCUCAUCGAUGACUUGCAUACAAACAGCUCAGUUCUCGUGAGAUGGUAUGGAUGUAUUUCCAUUUUCCAGCUCAUUGCCCCUUGUCUUGGCACUAUGGUCUAUGAAAUGAAGAACGCUUCAGACCUGACAGCUGCCAAAGCUAAUUAGUUGAUGACAACCAAUCCAAAAAGAGCAGACUUGCUGCUGGAAAGCAAUGUGUAAAUCUGUAACUAACAAAAUUGAGUUAUUAUCAAUGAUGUUAUUGAUAAUUCAUGUACAAUUAUCCUUCUGAUGUAAUUUGAAAUCAUUACUAAAAAGAUUGACUUGUCAUGUUUUCUGCACAGUACUGAAAAUAACCGAGUAAUGAAAGAAUUUGUUGAAAA